GCACUGCAUCAACAAAAGUAUUUCUAUCUGUUCACUAAUGCGAGUUGAAGGCAACGAGGACAGACAUCAACAUUUUGAGGAUAAUGAAGGUUUCGGUAUUCAGCUUAAAGAUGUCUUCCCUGUGGACAAUGUUUGUCUGUGUUUCCCACUUGGCAACAUUAGUGAUUACGUUGGACGCUAAGGAAUUCGUGGUUCGAGACACCCAUUAUGGCCAGAUCAGAGGCACUGUUAAAACUGUUCUGGGCUCCAAGAAGAUUGAACAAUACUUCAGCGUUCCUUAUGCAGCACCUCCUGUUGGAGAACUCCGAUUUGAGGAUCCCGAGGAACCAACUACUUGGAAAGGUAUACUAAACACGACAGUGUUUCCACCUGCUUGUCCACAGAUAUCCUCAAUGUGGAGUUAUGUGAAAUCCCAUCGCCCAGGAUUCAACAACAGCGACGAAGACUGUUUAUACAUCAAUAUGUAUGUUCCCCAGAAUGGAGAAAGCGAAAGCAAGUUGGAGGUCCUUGUUCACAUCCACGGAGGCAGCAAUCAUGUUGGCAUGGGAGCCAUGUUAGAUAUGGACUUGUUGGCAGCUCAAGGGGAAAUCAUCGUUAUCAAUUUCAACUACAGACUAGGUGCUCUCGGUUUUCUGAGCGGUAGACGACCGGAGUUUCCAGGAAACUAUGGCCUGCUGGACCAAACUGCAGCUCUACAAUGGGUUUCUCGAAACAUUCAUUUCUUUGGAGGAGACCCAAACAAAGUUACAAUCGAAGGACACAGUGCAGGGGCGGCAGAUGUCGGCUACCAUAUUGUGUCGCCACUGUCAAAAGGAUUAUUCCGCUUCGCCAUCAUCCAAAGUGGGUCACCAACAGCCCACUGGGCAUCAUCAUUUCAGCAUCAACCUGAAAACGUCCUUACCAAGUACCGCGAGGAUCUCGGUUGUGACACUUCCACUGACCUGCGGGAACUUAAGCAGUGCCUAAAGACAAAGGGAUGGAGAGAUAUAAAUAAUGUACAUUACAAGUUUGAUUGUGUUCCUCGAGCCUUUUGUUUGUCUCCAGUAAUUGACGGGUUCUUUGUACGAAAGCACGUGGACAUUCUGUUUAAAGAGGCUGAACUAAAUGGGAAAGCCUUUAUGGUUGGAAUAACAAGGGAUGAGGGAAGAGAAUGGGGGUUAACUGUUCCUUAUUUCCUGACCCCAACGAUUUUGGAAAAAUACGCUCGCAGUGACAUCGAAUUGGUGACAAGCGGUAUCAUUGUGCACGAGUACUACCCUUGGAAUGACCCUCUGAACAGGACGGCUCACAUUAUUGCAUUCGGUGAUAUUUGGGGGGAUAAUGACGUCGCCGCCCCUACCUUCGAUGUAGCUACACGUCUCGCUGCCAGAACGGACAACGUCUACUUUUAUUCAUUUGACUAUGCAUCACCAACUGCCACGGUGCCGGGCGUUCCACAUGGACGAGACCUGUUCUACCUGUUUGGUUGUCCUUUCUCUGGGCAUCCCCUGUACAACUAUACCGAGGAAGAUCGACAGAUCAGCAAAGUCUUCAUGAACAUGUGGAUCAACUUUGUCAAGACAGGGAAGCCGUCAUCAACUGUCAAAACCGAUCCAGUAUUCUUUCAACAGUUUGAUAGCGAGAUUCAAGCAUAUAUGAAAAUCGAUGUCGUUGAUGGCAACGGAACAAUUGAGACAGCAUAUAAGCCUCGGCCUCGUCAGAUAGCGUUCUGGAAUAGUGUGUUGCCACAGAUUGCUGCUCUGCAAUCGCAAUCGAUACAAAGUGAAAAAUACGGUACAGUAACCUGGAGUUUGGCCUCAGUAAGUGGCAUAUUGUUCCUGUGUGUCAUUGUAAGUGUGGUGUUCCUAGUGCGAAAACAGCAUCUUGCUUCUCAAGUUAAUUAGAAACCAUUAGUGUAAUAAUUUAUUGGCGGAUAUCCUUUGCAUGCUUCAAUCAGAUAUGAAAUCGGUACUUGAUCAAUACAGUACUAAACAUGCGCUGGUAGUUAAUUCGUCACUGAUUAAUACUAUCGCUAUUCUCGUAGGUUUCGCCAUUGUAUUUUCUCACAGCAGAUUUCCACACAGUGACAGACCCGUGAAGAUCCGGGGUCUUCAGCAACCCAUACUUGCCGUAAAAGGCAACUAUGCUUGUCGUUAGAGGCGACUAACGGGAUCGGGUGAUGAAGGCUCGCUGACUUGGUUGAAGCAUGU
Molecule: messenger RNA, 2189 nt
Organism: Haliotis rufescens (red abalone)
Lineage: Eukaryota; Metazoa; Mollusca; Gastropoda; Lepetellida; Haliotidae
Product: acetylcholinesterase-like
Exons: 11
Coding region: 84-1883 (599 amino acids)
Cellular component (GO): cell surface; tricellular tight junction; septate junction
Source: RefSeq, a predicted model, not a curated record